CGCAGUCCCCUCUCAGCAGAGGCUAUAAUCUCGGCCUACUCUACCUUCUUGGAGAUUAUAAUUGCCAACUAUCGUCUUUUGCGUACAUCUCAGAUGCUCUACCUUAACCAUGUGCCUCAGUUGACACAUUCCCGCAUUUCACGUCUAAUGUCCACUUUAAAUAGUAUGAUUCAAUCAAUGAUAAUCUGGCUUACUGAGUUGACUGAUAUCCUUCCUUCUAAGGGAUCUUCACAAAGCUCUCGAGUAUGGAGAGACUCAUAUGCUCGUUUGCCCUAUCUCGACCUCUCCAUUUGCCACUUUUUCAGCAAAAUAUUGGAACUUCAUUCUCUCUUCAGCCCCCAGUGUAAUUCGAUGCAGACAACAGUUCACCUUGUACGGUCUAUCUGGUCCCUUGUUGUCAAGCCAUUAUUUUUAAACCGCCUCUCUGAUGUCUCAAGUAAACCAUCGAUAUGGCGCCUGCGCCUCGUGUAUCUGCUCGUCUCCAAACUUUCCUGCGGACUUGCUAUGUCUCCUUCAUCUUCUGGCAGCUGCAAUGACUCUUCGGUUAUUAAGGAAUUAAAUCUUACCGCGCUCCUUUGGCCCGCAGAGCCUUUCGUCUCUCUGGCCCUAGCUGAAGAGAAGCUCGACUUUUGCCACUUGAUUCCACUCUACUGGAUCUUGUCUUACAAGGGUGCAGCUACCUUGAUUGAUUUUAUUCCGGAAAUAUCCACAGUUUUUAAUGAGUAUCCACCUCUUCUUUUCGUGCCAUCGUCCGAGGUUAGACUUAAUAAACAGCGGGCUCAUCUGUUUGACUUUCUUCUCUGCCAAUUAUGCCGACUUCAGCUACAUCACCAAGCUCGAAUAGCUUUACCCUUAACGCAGAAGACACACGAUUCAUAUCAGCCAAUUCUGCCAGCAGACUUAUGUCAUCGAGUACUUUUGUCAGUUUGCUUGCUCCGUCUAUCUUCUUCCAUGGCUCAUCCUAUCGGAGCCAUAGAUCUUUCCAAAUCAUCCUCUAUUAAAAACAUGGAAUCCCACGUGCAGUUACUGGUCGAUGAAGUUCUCCAACAUCUAACUUCCUCAUUGCUUCGCUUCCCAUCCACCAUUUUAGUCUCCUCUCCUCUGCAUAAUGCGGCCAAGACCUUGCGGACACCGACUUCCUCCAUGAAACCUACAUGUCCGCCUUUACGGAAGCGUCGAUCGACUGAAGAAUCUAUCAAGUAUCAAAGCUCAACAGGCACAACUGAUAACUUAGUUGCAGGCUUCAGAGAGACCCGGUAUGAUGACGGCCAAAAAGUUUUGAACCUUAUUGCCCUUCUCAGGCUCCUUCUAAAUAGUGACACUGUUUCCAUCAUUUAUCCUUGCUUCUCUUAUGAAAAUUUCACCCGGCUUUACGCAGUUGUCAUUCGACACCCACUGAAUCUAUUACAGUUGGCUGAAGAAGCCCAAAUUUUAAAUAUGACCGCUACAAAUACUGAACGAAAACAGAUAAGCCGUCUAGAUAUUUUUGAUGAAAAAUAUAGUCCUACUAAAUCUUCUGUUUUUUCAACUGAUAGUCAUCUUAGUGAGAGAGCCUUUCAAGAUGAGAUAAAUGAACAACGGUUGACAAAUGCCAUUCGCCGAGAUAUUGAGCUUAGAUCCCAUCUUCACACCAUUCUUUUAAAUUUCGCUCUGGAGUGUUCUGUAAAGAAAGACUGCCGUUCUAUGAUGGAGAAUCGGUCUGGAAAGAAAAUUGUACAGACGGCCCUAGAGCCUUGUUGCCUUGUCGCGAGCGUUACAGGUCUUCUGGAAGAAGCCUUGUUUAUGAGAGAUCCGUCCUCACUCUCUACAAACACUACUUUUAUUUUAUGGAUGGUCGAAUUGGUCUCACAAUCGGCAAAUCUUAUUGCCCAGCAGAAGAUGAUUGGGACAACCAUGAGGUCGCUAGAAGACGGCGACUGUCUGCCUGGUCUGCUAACGUGUCUUCUGGAGGCUACUCGCCUCGGCUUCAAGCAUCAGCUGUCCCGACAACGGCAACUACCAGAAGCCCUUUUUAUGCGGCUUCUUUCGGCAGCGCUUAGUCUGGCUGAUUGCCUCUAUAGGCUUGCAUCACGAUUACAGAAGAGUGAAUUUCUUACUGACACAGCCGGAAAUCUAAUACGCAUGCUUGAGACGGCAAUUAGGUUAGGCUUAGAUAGAUGGCCUGCUCCCUCCGAUCAAUUUGCCCUGUUGAUUAUCAAGUGUCUUGAUUAUUGGAUCAUGGUGAGUCAUUUCAAAUACAUGUUUGUUAGUUUUAAAGAUUAUAUCUUCUUGGUUGCACUUUAA
Protopolystoma xenopodis is the source of this 2283-nucleotide messenger RNA. NCBI's taxonomy places the organism in Eukaryota, Metazoa, Platyhelminthes, Monogenea, Polystomatidea, Polystomatidae. The record is from the annotation of a GenBank genome assembly.